AUGUGUCCACGCACCACAGCCAGUGCAGCAGGCCAAUACGCUGGGGUUGCCUUGACCUCCAAACAGCCUUCCAGAGCACUUUGUUCGGAUUGGCCCCAAGACAUGUAUGAAACUGGCCGUGUACAGAUAGCAGGGUCCCUUGUGGGUCAACAAUGGGUUACCGGAGCCAUCAUCUAUGGCUACCCACAGAGCAAGUUCCACCACAAUGCCCAAGAAAAGACAGAAGGAAUCCUUGCCCAUGCCUUUGACCACAUGACCACCUUUGCACAGGGGCCACGUUACAUGGCAGGUGAUUGGAAUUACACUCAGGAUCAGCUGGCUGUCACUCAGCAUUUGCUUGCAGCAGGCUGGCAAGAGGUACAGACCUUAGAAUACCUGCGUACGGGCACCCAGCCUAGAUGCACCUGCAAAGGAAAAACCCAGAAGGACUUCCUGUGGCUUUCUCCGGAACUCGUGCAUGCCUUUCAGGGAAUGUCUUUAGAUGACGAAACCUUUCCAGACCACUCUGUCUUGAAGGCCACCUUCACCACCAAUCCGAUGUGUUUUGUGCGGUACCUUUGGCCAACACCGCAAAAUGUGCCGUGGGCCCAAGUCCCUGACCUUGACCAACCAGUGGUUUUCCAGCAAGGUAAUCCCACAGACCACUAUGCAAGCCUUUGGCAACAGUAUGAAGCCUCAGCACAAGCUGCCUUGCAACAUACCUGGACCAGCAACAUGCGGGGUAGAGGCCAAAGGACAGACACCACAGUCAAAAAGGGUUGGCCCACACCACCCAAGCAAGGCCGGAGUAGGGACCCACAACCUGCCUUCCAUGGUUAUGAUGUCCAGCACUCACGCUGGCUCAAGCAGUUGCGCCGGCUAUGGAACUACUGCAACUGGGCUCAGGCCAAUUGGCACGCUGCCACAACGCAAUCCUGGACUCAUGGACUUUUGCUCUGGCGUAGCAUUUUAGAUGCCCCAGGUUUUGGCCAGAACUUUGCCACUUGGUGGACAGGCAGGGGGUGCAUUGGACUUUCGGACCCUGGAUUUGUUCCGCACCACCCUCCUGCGCCUGACCUGGCCAUGCAGUUGUGUGAAUGCUUUGCCAGUGAAGUACGUUGCUUUGAACGUAGAUUGGUUCAAGCUCGGAAGACAGCUCGAGCUCAUGCCCACAGCCGCAACCCUAACCUGGUCUUCAAAGACGUCCAAAGACCAAUGCCAGAGCCAGUGUCGACCCUCCUGAUCCAACACAAGUCCCAGGUCACAGCAGUUGAUGCUGAUGAAGCUGCAGUGGUCAUUGACCCACCAUGCCAGUUUGAUGACACCAAACCUGUGGUCCUAGGCACCACGGCCACUGCAGUCAUCCAUGCAACCGCAGAUAAGGUUUACUUGAAAACCGUCCAAGAUGCACAGGUUGGGCAGACUGUCUCCCAAUCACACCCGGUAGGAGACUUAGACGAAGUUUUCCGUGCUUUCCAUGAGCAAUGGCAGAAGAGAUGGUGCCGACAUGAUCAGAUCCCACACUCUCACUGGGAGAACCUGAUUGCCUUCGCCAGAGCACAUAUGCCCCAGCGGACGCUUGCGGCUCUGGACAUCAACCCUGCCUUGCUGCAAGCUGAGGUUGCAUUCAAAAAGCCUACCGCUGCCACCGGUAUGGAUGGGGUAUCCCGGAAAGACCUCCAAGCAGCGGGACCCCACAUGUUACAAAGCUUGUGUAACAUGUUUGAUCGAGCGGCCUCAGAUGGAGCAUGGCCGGUGCAAGUGAUCACCGGCAAAGUAGCCAGCCUUGCCAAAGUGCCCAACCCGCAGGGUACAGGGGAUUACCGACCCAUAACGGUUUUCAGCCUGACGUACAGGUGCUUCAGCUCCCUCCAGGCCAGGCACAUGCUCACCAUGGCAGAUGAAUGGUGUCAUGCCGACAUCCAUGGCAACAGGAAGAACCACCAAACUGCCCAUCUUUGGCGAUGCCUGGUGGACCAAAUACAGUGUGCCUAUGACCAAGGCCAGACCUUGAGUGGCCUAACGGCUGACAUAGAGAAAGCCUACAACUGCUUGCCGAGGUUCCCAGUCCUGGCCAUGGCACUACAUGUAGGCACGCCUUUCAGCCUGUUGAAAGCCUGGUCUGGCGCCCUUGCCGGCAUGCUGCGACGCUUCCGAGUUAGAGACAACUACAGCUCAGGCUUCACAACCAGCACUGGACUUGCAGAAGGCUGUGCUUUGAGCUGCUACGGCAUGCUCCUGUUAGAUGAUGUCAUGCACAGAUAUGUCCAGGCACAAUGCCCUCAAUUGAGGGUGCUCAGCUUCGUCGAUAACUGGGACUUCUUGACCUGGGAUGCCACAGCAGCCACUCAGCAGCUGGACCUCCUCCUGGAUUUUGCGGGGCUGGUCGACCUGACGGUGGACCGCAAGAAGACCUUCGGUUGGUCAACAUCACCAGCCAUUAGAACCAGCCUUCGCGCCCAGGGCCUUCAGGUCAAGCACUUUGCCAAAGACUUGGGAGCACAUGUCGCUUUCUCCAGACAACGCACCAACUGCACCUUGGCUCAACGACUGGACUCUCUUGGGCCUUUCUGGACUCAGCUCAAGGGCAGCAAAGCCAGCUAUCAUAGCAAGCUCAGAGCACUGCGUUGCGUAGCAUGGCCCCGUGGACUUUUUGGGGUUUCCAGUGCUCCACUUGGGUCGGCGGUUUGGUUGAAGCACCGCCGUCUGGCAGUCCAAAGCCUGUCUUUUGAUAAACCAGGAGUUAACCCAGGCCUUCUUCUGGGAAUGGUCGAAGCCCAAGCUGAUCCUGAAUGGCUUGGAAUACUGCACACUGUGGCCGAAAAUCGUGUCAUGAGCCCUUUGGACUUUUGGGCUGUGGAAUUGGCUUAUGCAGCACACGGCCUUCUUGACCCACCUCAUGCUUCGCCGACGGCAGUGUUGCUUUCCCGGGUCCAGCAUCUGGGGAUUUCCAUCCACUUGAACGGUUUCUGGCAAGACCCUGUUGGAAGUUUCAAUCCUUCCUCCCUCAACUUUGUGGAAUUGUCCAUGCGUUUGCAGUGGUGUUGGAACCGUGUUGUUGCACAAUCCGUGACCCACCGGAAAGAUUUUGCAGGACUCCAGUAUGCAGACGUCGCUGCCACUCGACGUUGCCUGGCAGCCUUGCCAGCUGACCAACAAGCGUUGAUGAGGCUCAACCUUGCAGGUGGACUUUACACGCAAGAUGCCCACUCGCACUGGAAUGAUGGCACUGGAUCUUGCAAAUGGUGUGGGGCCCCGGGCUCUACUGUACACAGAUACUUCCAGUGCCCGGCUACCAGUCACAUCCGGCAAAGUGUGGCACCGGAUGUCGUCAGACUCCAGGAUCAACUGCCAGAUGCUAUGAAGCUCCGCAGCUGGGCAAUUCUUCCGACCACCCAUCUAGAUUGGCUCCGACUGUUGGAUUCCAUCCCCAAGACUGUUCCUCCCUGUGCGGUGCCCCUGCCCUCGUCAGGUUGGUGUCACGUGUUCACUGAUGGUUCUUGUCUGUGGCAGUCCACCCCUGACGUGCGUGUUGCUGCUUGGAGUGCGGUUCUUGCGGCCCCCCUGUCUGGCCAUUGGAAUUUUGCCGGCCACUCGGUCCUUUGUUCUGGGGUCCUCCCUGGCCUUUGCCAAACUGCGUUUCGGGCUGAACUGUUUGCCUUGUGUGUCGUCCUCCAUCAUGCAGCGGUGGGGGGCUUCCGGGUAAAAGUUUAUUCCGAUUGUUUGGGGGUUGUUAAUAGGUUUAAUUUGCUCACCCGGGGUCAGGUCAAACUGAAACAAAACAACCCCAAUGCAGAUCUUUGGCAUUGGGCUUUGGACUCUCUGGAGAGGCUGGGUGCUCACAACGUACAACUGGUUAAGGUGCCGGCGCACCGACUUGUCGCCUCGGCCAAGACACGACAAGAGGCCUGGUUGUAUUGGCACAACAGCGCUGCAGAUUGGGCAGCCAAAGUGGCAAAUUUGGAUCGUGGCUCAGCGUUUUGGCAGCGAUGGCAGGAUCAUGUGACGGCCGUUCAUGCGGCGAAAACACUACAUCAACAGGUGUGGCAACUGCAUUUACAGGUGGCUCUUUUGAGCGUGCAGCAGGAUCGUUCACUGACAUUGGAUGAAGUGGAGGUGCCUCCUCCGAGGGCGACGCGGUCUUUUACAAAAGUUUUUGACACAGUUGCUUGGCGGGGCGAGAUCCCGCUCGACUUUGCUACAGAGUAUGGCGCUGGGAUGGCUCGGAGGAUAGCCACUUGGUGGAAAGCCAGAACUACUGCUGGCGGAGGCGAGGUGAAAUGGGUCUCCUUCAUUCAUUUGUACGUGGAUUACCAACUCACAUGGGGCUGCGUUGGCCCUUUGCAGAGUGGUAAGAACUGGUUGGACUGUAAGUUGAGGCCAUAUUUGGACGGCCAGGCUUAUCCAUUUUUGAAGAGACUGAAAUGGUUCCGCAGGUGCCUAAAGCAGUUUUGGAGCAAAAGUCGACAGCGUGUGGGACUGGAGACUUGCCGGUGUGAGAGCGAAGUGCUACAAUCACACGUGGCAGCCGCUUCAAUCAGCUGGGACGCGGCAACUUUGAGGAUCGCUGAAAUUUGGAUAGCAGAGAACUGUCGAGGACCCGUGGCACGAGGAACACGACAGGACAUGGAGGCUGGUCGAGGUCUUAGGCGCCGUGCUCACGACCACCCGGAGGGCACCGGCCCGGCCUCGGCGCCUAAGCGGCGCAGCGACGCCAAGCCGAACGCUUGCGGUGGCACAGGCUCGACUGGUCAGUCUGAGGAGGAUUCCCACUCCGGGUCUGGUAGCGAGGUGCCUGAUGUGGGUUCCAGUCGAGACCCACGGCAGGUGCCAAAUUACGGCGCAGCAGAUGUAGGAUCCCCCGUUCCGACCUCGGCCGCCGAGAAGUGA
This is a messenger RNA of Cladocopium goreaui, 4869 nucleotides long. NCBI's taxonomy places the organism in Eukaryota, Dinophyceae, Suessiales, Symbiodiniaceae. The record is from the annotation of a GenBank genome assembly.